Molecule: messenger RNA, 3380 nt
Organism: Trichoplusia ni (cabbage looper)
Lineage: Eukaryota; Metazoa; Arthropoda; Insecta; Lepidoptera; Noctuidae
Gene: Dfd
Product: homeobox protein Hox-B4
Exons: 2
Coding region: 1922-3109 (395 amino acids)
Biological process (GO): regulation of transcription by RNA polymerase II; anterior/posterior pattern specification
Cellular component (GO): nucleus
Molecular function (GO): DNA-binding transcription factor activity, RNA polymerase II-specific; RNA polymerase II cis-regulatory region sequence-specific DNA binding
Source: RefSeq, a predicted model, not a curated record
AGCUAGCGUGAUUCAGCAAAACUCUUCCGUAGACCAUUGUGAUCAUCUAAUUCAAUAAAAUCACCAUUUUUGUUUAUUUGGUGUCCAAGUCGGCUCCCUUGUCGGAUCUUAGUGUAGUAUUAGCGGCUUAGACGGUAUCAUAGUACCGUGACUAGUGAUUGCUUUGUUUUUUUGUUUUCAUGUCCAAAGGACUGAUCGGAUUUGUCGUGUGGUUUAUCUGAUGUGAGUAGGAUGCUUUUGUUUUUGGAUAGUGUGUUAGUGUUCUAAAACUGUGUGUUGGUUUUUGCCUUUCGCUAUUUUGGUCCUAGGGUCCGAUGGCAAAAUACAUUCUUAAUAUUUUUGAACGAUUCAUAAAACAGCUAUUGCAUGUAUAGAAUAAAAAUUCAAACUAUGUAUGCAUUUUCUGCUCUGAGUAGGUACUAAGUUUUAAAUUAAGCACAAAAAAUAUCUUAUUCAUUGAAAUGGUAAGUUAAUAAGGUAGGUUUUCUCACGUAACCCGUUAUCCAAAUUAAACAGUAAUUACCAUAAAAGCUAAAUAAUAAACUACUAAAUACUUGAAAUCAUUAAUAUUGCGUUGACCAUGAGUGACGGAUACUAAAAUGCAAAUAAGCGUAUGAUGGCCUUACACGGUUUGUAUCAAAACUAUUAAUUUCUACCUAAUUAUAUCUCACUUGUCGCCCAUUAUAAUAAUAAACAGCGUAAUAAAGAAAAAUAAAGGAAAUUGCAUAUUAAAUAUUUAAAACUUUGCCCUGUGUCGCUACGAACAGAGACCAUGUUCGUUCUGUAUUAUUAUUAAACAGCUUCUUAAUCUCUUCUAUACUAAAGCAAGCAUUAAUCUUUGUGCUCCUUUUCUCUAAUCCAAAUCUUCCUUUGGUAGAACGAGACGACAAUAUGAGAGUGGUUUCUAUGUCAGCGAAUGAUUUAUACUUCUAUUUCAUUCGCACGCAUUCGUUUGUUUACAAGCGGGAGGGGGAACAUCGUGGUUGCAGGUUAUUGCUUUUGAGACCCGUUGCGGGCGAAAUUGUGCAGUUUACAAUGGAGUUAAGGUUUAAAAUACUUUGUGUGGACUUAAGUAAGUAACAAGAAGAACAGCUCCGCCUUAAAAAUGGAAGGUGGUAUGUAAAAAUUGAUGAACAUGUAUAGGAGUCCUUAAAGUGACAGAGUGUGCUGGCGUGUUGGGCAGUGUAUAUUGUCUCAAAAUGUUGCAGGACUGCGCGCCUCCAGCUCCAUUGUUUAUUAUCAAAAAGUGAUAAAUCAAAUGACUUUGCAAUAAUGCUGUUUUAAAACUUCGGCGUUUGCAAGCCUGUGUAACUAACUGACUAGUUUGUGAUAGUGUUUUGUGGACGGACGCUGUAGAUAGUGAAGACAACAGUGUUAAUAACUGUGAUAAUCACAACAAAUCAAGAUAAGCAAAACUGAACGUUGCGUGCAAGGUUUGUGGACAUUCAUAAACCGUUGGAAAUAUAUUGGACAGUUUAUUUUGUAUACUGGAACUUUACAAUUACGUCGUUAGAGACGUUUCCAUUUUGUGGCUCUCUUUGCAAGCUUUAAGUUUAAGUUUUAUCCAUGCAAUAUAUUGGUGUGCGAAGACUAACUUUUCAUAUUAAUUGUGAUGAAAGAACCCAGUUGUGAGUGAAAUCUUUACUUGGUGGCAGAUGAAUCCUUUUAUAUUGUACCUAUAAUAUUCAUCACCUUUAAAAGGGAUACUGAAACUACAAACAAAUUGAUAAUACAAUCACAGUAUUCUUGAUAUACAAAGAUUGUUUUACUUUUCCAAUAUAUUCUGUAUGUUAUGAUUUUAACUAUAUAAAACAAGGUGACAUAAGAAGCUGAAACAUUAAUAAUGUCGUUAAAUUGAAUGGCGGCCAUAUUAGCGAGCGUGUUGUGUGCGAGGUGAUGCGCGGAGAGGACCACGCCCACCAUGAGCUCAUUCCUCACCAACGGUGGGUACCAACCGCAGCCGGACCCCAAGUUCCCGCCCUCCGAGGAAUACAGCCAAGCAGACUACAUACCACCAGGGGAGUACUACCAACACCAGCACUUGCAGUACGGGUACCAGCAUCAGUAUGCUCCCGUUCAAAUUGGGACAGGGUAUGGUUACGGAGGGUACUACCACCCUCUGCCGCAGCACCCACCUGUCGCUCCUCCACCAAGACCUCCAGAGCCGUCGCAUCCAUCCGACGCGGACCAUGGCUAUCCUCCCCACAAUCCUGAAACAGCUCCGGGGCUGGCAGAGCUCGGGCUACGGCUAGAGAGACACAUUGAAGAAGCUGCUCCGGCAGGGAGGAAGCUUCACGCAUUGGGCCGAGAGGGCUCCCCUGGAUCAGAACUGGAUGACGAGAGACUUCUCCUCGACUCGCCGCCAGUAGAAGAUGAUGAUUCUUCCAUAUGUUCUGACAAUACAGACAGGGUUAUAUAUCCAUGGAUGAAAAAGAUACAUGUUGCUGGUGCUUCAAAUGGCACAUUUCAACCUGGAAUGGAACCGAAGCGUCAACGCACAGCAUACACGAGACACCAAAUACUAGAACUGGAGAAAGAAUUCCACUAUAACAGGUAUUUAACGAGAAGAAGACGAAUAGAGAUAGCGCACACUCUAGUCUUAUCCGAGAGGCAGAUCAAAAUCUGGUUCCAGAACCGGCGGAUGAAGUGGAAGAAGGACAAUAAAUUACCUAACACCAAAAAUGUUAGAAGAAAAACUAAUCCGGCUGGCGUCACCACUACCACGGCUAAGGGAAGCACACCAAAGAGUAGAUCGAAUAAGAAUACAAAUAACAAUGAUAAGAAGAAAUCGAACAACAACGGCCGACCAGACAGCAUAGAGAAUGUUACUGAUAACAUCAUGAAUGAUUUGCAUUGUGUAGGAGCGCAACAGAAUUUGUCGCAUGAUCCGGCAAUUAGCCCCAUGUCUCAUCCAGGGAGUCAAAUGAACCAAGGACAUCCCAUGACGCCACAUCAUCUUCACAUGAUGAGCAUGCAUGGAGGCAUGGACCCCGCUAUGCUGGCUAAUCUUGCAGCUCACGGCUCUCCCGUUGGUACGGCGGGCUGCGGCAGUGGCAUCCCGUCUAACCAACCAGUCAUCAAAUCAGACUACGGUCUAACCGCCUUAUAAUCUUUAGAUGUGUAAAGAAUAAAAAUCUAUUUUUCAUUAUUGAACUGUAAUUCUUACCAUUCCUUUGUGUCUAAGGUGUAAUAAAGUGAUUAAAUUAAUUUAAGAUUCAUUUUAAGUUGUGUAAGUAUUCUAGAGUAACCAGUCAUAAUCGGAUGUUUGGAUAGUUAGGUGAAAAACUUUACAAUGUCAAAAGUGUGAUUAUUAUUAUCUUAGGUAGGUAAGCAUCUUCUGAGUGUUGGACUUGUACAUUUUAUUUUAGGUCAUUGUCAGU